AUGGCCUCGUCUGAGCUGCCCCCCCAGCCUGCAGUAGGAGCAGGGAGGGAGCGGAGCCUGAUCUAUGAGGAGGUGCAGCGGGGAGAGGGCUCCCGGAUCAGCGAGGAUUUGGGCUGGAGCUCCAGCGAGUUCGAGAGUUACAGCGAGGACUCGGGGGAGGAAACCAAAGCUGAGCCCACCAAGCACCGAGCGUCCUUCCAGCCCAAGCUUUCUCCAGACCUGAAUAGACUAAAGGAGAGAUACGCCAGGACUAAGAGGGACAUCCUGGCUUUAAGAGUUGGGGGGAAGGACAUGCAGGAGCUGAAGCAGAAGUACGAUUGGAAGAUGACCCAGCUGAUGAAAGCGGCCAAAAGCGGCACCAAGGACGGUUUGGAGAAGACCAAGAUCGCGGUGAUGAGGAAGGUGACGUUCCUGCACCGGAAAGAAACCCCAGGUGAGCGGGAAAAGCAACCCCCCUUCCCUUUCCAGUGCCAAAAAAGCCUUUUUGGAGGCUCCUCCCAUCCCCCCAUUUGGGGUUUGGGGCAUCCUGACCGAUUCCGCACUGUCCCACAGGUGGUGCGGCGGCACAUCCUGGGCUCCAUCGUGCAGAGUGAGCGGAGCUACGUGGACUCCCUGAAGCGGAUCCUGCAGGAUUACAGGAACCCACUGCUGGAGAUGGAGCCGAAGGUGCUGAGCGCCAGGAAGUGCCAGGUGGUGUUUUUCCGGCUGAAGGAGAUCCUGCAGUGCCACUCCAUGUUCCAGAUCGCCCUCGCCUCCCGCGUGGCCGAGUGGGACUCGGCCGAGAAGAUUGGGGACCUCUUCGUGGCCUCGUUCUCCAAGUCCAUGGUGCUGGAUGUCUACAGUGACUACGUCAACAACUUCACCUCGGCCAUGUCCCUCAUCAAGAAGGCCUGUCUCACCAAACCCGCCUUCCUCGACUUCCUCAAGAAGAGGCAGAUGGCCAGUGCUGACCGGGUCACGCUCUACGGGCUGAUGGUGAAGCCCAUCCAGAGGUUCCCUCAGUUCAUCCUUCUCCUGCAGGACAUGCUGAAGAACACCCCCAAGGGCCACGCAGACCGUCUGUCCCUCCAACUGGCCCUCACUGAGCUGGAGACGUUGGCGGAGAAGCUCAACGAGCAGAAGCGCUUGGCCGACCAAGUGGCCGAGAUCCAACAGCUCAGCAAGAGCAUCAGCGACAGGAGCAGCCUCAACAAGCUGCUGAGCUCGGGGCAGAGGCAGCUCCUGCUCUGUGAGACGCUGACGGAGACGGUGUACGGGGACCGUGGGCAGCUCAUCAAGUCCAAGGAGAGGAAGGUUUUCCUGCUCAACGACAUGUUGGUCUGUGCCAACAUCAACUUCAAGCCGGUGGACACAGGAGGCCAACUGGAAAUCAGCAGCCUGGUGCCCCUGGGGCCCAAAUACGUGCUGAAGUGGAGCACGGCCCUCCCGCAGGUGCAGGUGGUGGAGGUGGGGCAGGAGGGCGGCGCCUACGACAAGGACAACGUGGUCAUCCACAACGCCGGCGCCCGCAGACACGCGCCCGCCGGGCAGGCCUCGCACAACAAAGUCUACCUGGGGCCACCACGGCUCUUCCAGGAGCUGCAGGACCUGCAGAAGGACCUGGCAGUGGUGGAGCAGAUCACCCUCCUCAUCAGCACCUUGCAUGGCACCUACCAGAACCUGAACAUGACAGUGGCCCAGGACUGGUGCCUGGCACUGCAGAGGAUGGUGAGGGUGAAGGAGGAGGAGAUCCACUCUGCCAACAAGUGCCGCCUGCGGCUGCUGCUGCCCGGGAAGCCGGACAAGUCCGGCCGCCCCAUCAGCGUCAUGGUCGUGUUCAUCACCCCCAGCCCCCUGAGCAAGAUCUCCUGGGUGAACCGCCUGCACCUGGCCAAGAUAGGCCUCAGGGAGGAGAACCAGCCGGGCUGGCUUUGUCCCGACGAAGACAAGAAGAGCAAAGCCCCGUUCUGGUGCCCCAUCCUCUCCUGCCACAUGCCAGCCUUCUCCUCCAAAGCCCUUGAUCUGCAGGUGAGAGCCACGAGCAACCUCUUCUCCAUCCCCCCUUCCCUUCCCAUCCCUCAUUCUGGGGAGGAAAGCAUCCUGGUCUACGGGAGCGUGGACACGGGGACGCCGUGCCUGCUGAGCUGCAGGAGCCCAGGAAUGCAGCCCAUCCUGUGCCUGAGGCACAGCCCCGAGUUCCUGUUCGCGGGACUGCAGGACGGCUCCGUGGCCGCCUACCCCCGGAGCAACGGGGGGCUCUGGGACCCGGCAGUGCAGCCCACCCGCCUGCCCGUGGGCACCGGCCCCGUCCGUGCCCUGCUGACCCUGGAGGAGACCCUGUGGGCCAGCUGUGCCAACCAGGUCACUGUCCUUGAUGCCACCACCCUCCGGGCCCAGCAAACCUUCGAGGCCCACCCCGAGGCCGAGGCCAGCGUGACCCACAUGGUGAAGGCGGGCAGUGGGGUCUGGAUGGCCUUUGCCUCGGGCUCCUCCAUCCGCCUCUUCCACACCGAGACCCUGGAGCACCUGCAGGAGAUCAACGUCGCCACCAGGACCACCUUCGUGCUCCCAGGUCACAAGCACGUGCGUGUCACCAGCCUGCUCAUCUGCCAGGGCUCGCUCUGGGUGGGCACCGACCAGGGCAUCAUCGUGCUGCUGCCCGUGCCCCGCCUGGAGGGGAUCCCCAAGAUCACCGGGAAGGCAUUCUCGGGACCCUCCCACACCCCGCUCAUCUGGCAGAUCCCGGGAUUCCCCCCCAUCCUGCUCACCUGGCAGAUCCCGGGAUUUCCUGCCAUCCUGCUCAUCUGGCAGAUCCCACUGAUGCUGCUGCAUUCUUGGAAUUGCCCCCCAACUGUGCUCAUCUGGCAGAUCCCGGGAUUCCCCCCGAGGAAGCUCAUCUGGCAGAUCCUGGGAUUCCCCCCAUCCUGCUCAUCUGGCAGAUCCCGUUGA
Molecule: messenger RNA, 2928 nt
Organism: Manacus vitellinus (golden-collared manakin)
Lineage: Eukaryota; Metazoa; Chordata; Aves; Passeriformes; Pipridae
Gene: ARHGEF10L
Product: Rho guanine nucleotide exchange factor 10 like
Exons: 22
Coding region: 1-2928 (975 amino acids)
Biological process (GO): actin cytoskeleton organization; positive regulation of stress fiber assembly; SREBP signaling pathway
Cellular component (GO): cytosol
Molecular function (GO): protein binding; guanyl-nucleotide exchange factor activity
Source: RefSeq, a predicted model, not a curated record